Molecule: messenger RNA, 537 nt
Organism: Candidula unifasciata
Lineage: Eukaryota; Metazoa; Mollusca; Gastropoda; Stylommatophora; Geomitridae
Source: the annotation of a GenBank genome assembly
AUGUCUGUGGAGGUUCUGGACAUAGAGCAGCUGGUCAAAGACUACGCCGAGGACUUUCUCGACGGGGAACAGAAGAAGCACGCGGACAUCAAAAAUCCCAUCAUCAACUGGGAUCGUAUGCACGUGCUUUAUGGCGAGACCAAGUACACACGACCGGAGGUGCCCCCGACGCCCACGUCGCACGUCCUGUUCAGCGCCAACUUCGUCAACAACACGCCCAAGACUCAAACCUACGCCCUGAGGACUGAACGGCGCACCCGCUCGUCGUGUUCUAUCUGUUUCACCAAGGUCUACUCUUACAGCGGGGGUAUCCAGAUGAGACUGACGCCCCCGAACCCAAUCAUAGAGGCCAAUGCGGGAUUCCAGGCCAGUCUGACCAAUGAGAAAAGUGUGUGCCACACGUCCGAGCAGGAGCUGGCUUGGUCUGUAGACAACGAGAUCGAGGUGCCUCCAGCCUACCAGACAAAAGCAGAACUGGUCAUUAAAGAGGAUCACUUUAAUGGCGAUUUCCAGAUAGUGACCACUUUUGAGGGAAAG